Populus nigra (black poplar) is the source of this 2594-nucleotide messenger RNA. RefSeq lists its product as uncharacterized. The transcript is spliced from 3 exons. The coding region runs from base 200 to 748 and encodes 182 amino acids. Gene Ontology annotation, molecular function: ferrous iron binding; ATPase activator activity. Gene Ontology annotation, biological process: positive regulation of ATP-dependent activity. The record is from RefSeq and is a predicted model, not a curated record. Lineage: Eukaryota; Viridiplantae; Streptophyta; Magnoliopsida; Malpighiales; Salicaceae.
GAUAUCCGCACUAUGGAAAACGAAAUCGCCUACUCGAAAACGACGUCGUGCUUCAAACCACUCAUGUGCAAAUAUGGAGGCAACGAAGAAGAAGCAAUCCAAUCUGUGACGAUUAGCGGCGGCCAGGGUUUUGAAAUCAAAUCAGAGCAUAACAAAUUGCUUGUAGCGUUUCGGAUCGCGUAAAUAGCAGUAUUGAACCAUGCUUCAUUGGAAGAAUUCAAUCCGAGAAACCUACUAUGAUGUUUUGUCUGUAAAAGAAGAUGCUAGUUAUGUAGAAAUCCGGACAAGCUACCGAUCUGCCAUACUCAAUUAUCAUCCUGAUAAAUUGCAAAAUACACGUCAGGCGUCUGAUCCUGAAGAUGAAUCGGAUGAUAGAUUUAUGAAGGUGCAGAAGGCUUGGGAAAUCCUUGGGAACUCCAUGUCCCGUGCAGUUUAUGAUAGCAAGCUGCGAGCUUUGAGGCAAGACACUGAAGUUUCAGAAGAUAUCAGUUUAGAGGAAAUGAUGGUUGAAGACAACGGAGAAAUCUUUGAGAUGUUUUACCAGUGCCAAUGUGGUGAUUAUUUUUCCAUUGAUUCAUCGGAGUUUGAGAAAAUGGGAUACACGUUAUUGAGGGAUGAGUGCCAUAUAUCAAUCGAGAAACCCGAUGCUUUGCCAGCAUCAGUUGUUCUUCCUUGUGGUUCUUGUUCACUACAAGUUCGUCUUUUGAUUAAUGCAGACAUUAAGGUACCGAUCGGUGAUAAUUUGUAAUGUGUCUCGCAGUAGAUAUUCUUUGGCCGGUGGUUCUUCCCGUAGUCUGAUUUUGCAUUGAUUGUAGCAAGAAACACGGGAAGAUUCAAAUCAGCUCGAUGAUAUUCCUCCAUUUUUGUUCCCUUGUAAGCUAAAUGCCCGAGAAGGAAAGAAUGUGCAAGUGACGAAGUGGACAUUUACAGACAGGAACUUGGUCAUGUUUGUUAACUGAGAAUUUAAAGUGGAUGUUCUGCAGCAUGCUAACGUCACCUCCUGAUACCACUGAGUAAGGGUGAAAAUUGAGAAGGAACUAAUUUACGAGAAGUGUUCAGAAAUAGAGUAAUGCUUCGUUUUUUUAAAAAAAAAAAUUGAAGUCAAGAAAAAGAAAAUCUGGAUGUGAUAUUUUUCUAUCUAGAAAAUUGAAAAAAUAGUAUUUUAGUUUCUAAAAUUUGUAUUGAGUUUAAAAAAAUAUUUGAGAGUUUUUCUAUAAGUUUUUCAACAGUAUAGUUUUGUUAUCUACAAGUAAUUUUUAGCUAGAUGAAAGAAUAAAAUUAUUUUUUUGUAUCUUCAUAUUUAGUUAAUGUCACAAAUUUAAUUUUUGCCAUGAAUUGAAAAUAUAUAUUUUUCUUAUUUAACAAAAUGAAUUUUUCUUAAUUUAAAUAAAAUAAAAUAAAUAUUCUAUAAUUAGAUCAUCACCAAUAUAAAAUAUUUAAGAUAACUAUCAUAAAUUAUGGUUUUGAUUUUUUUAUAAAAAAAGGUUUUAAUCUUGAUGAAUUUCUUGUUUUUUCGAUGAAAAAAUUGUCUCCGUUCUCAACAAAUAAACAAAUUUUCAUUUUUUAUUAAAAAAAAUAAGAAUAGAAAAAAACGGUAUCACUAAAUACACCCUAAAAAACUCCUCCGGAGCAGGGAAGUAAAAUUUUAAAUCAAAACCGAGACAGGACGAGCACCCUCUUUGGAUGCUGGCCUUGUGGGCUGUGCUCCGCUGUAGGAAGAACAAGGCCUUUUGGGUUGCAAUCAAAGAAGGCAAUCCAUCAAGAAACUCCAAUGAAAUUACGGAAACAUAAAGCCGGCAAGCAAUGAAAAUUCACAGAUUGAUUUGAUCCAAAAUCCAUUCGAUGGGUUCCGGAGAAGGGAGAACUCACUGGAGCGUUUUUGAGGGAGUGAGAAGCAUGGCCUCAUCAACCCCAGAAACUCUCAUGGCUGAAAUCGACACUGCUAUCGGCAAAUUGGAAUACAGCCGUGCCACUGCACUUCUCGACUCUCCACCACCAACACCCACCAACACAUCAAGAACUAGCAUGAGCUCCGAUUCAGGUGCAAAUCCUCAAUACGAUGUCAAAAUGGCAGAUGGGGCUUACAGGGCAGGCUGUGCAUCCUUGGCUGCAGGGAAACUUGAUGAGGCUCUUCAAUAUUUGAACGUCUCUCUCUCGAAAUGUCCUCCUGAUAAAACCUCUGCUGUUGCCAAGCUUCAGUCUCUUAUUUCUCUUACUUCACAGCAACUCCAGAAAUUGCCCACUUGACUCUUUCAUUUUUGUUGGCUGUCUGAAUGCUUUCCCAACUUCUCGUGCAAUUAUUUGCCUAAUCUACUUGUUGAUGUGGGAACAAGAGGUAGAGAACAGAGGAAAUGGGAGUUGCAGCGAGCCAUUAACGUUUCCAAUAGUUGAGUGUGAUCUUUAUCAAUGCAGUGUGUGACAUGUUCUUCUCACUUGCUCUUAGCUUAUUAGUGGUUUUGACGUCAGGAUCAGGCAUUGAAUUAGCUUUGGAAUUGUUCUGUAUAUGGAACUUAAAUGAAAUGAUGGAUCCAUUUAGCUGUAUAGUUUUGUAUCGUGAUCAUGAGUCUAUAUUAUUUAAUAUUUGUUGUGAUGUA